GAACCGGCGAUUUGAUGGUAUAAAUCCGUCGGAACAAUCGUCCAGUCAGCACAUUCUGUCGAGUGGCGUUCGAUUGUAAGGGUAGAACUAGCUAAACAGCAGCAGCAGCAGCAGUAGAAGAUGCGCGCUUUCAGUGUUGCCUUUGUGUGUGUGGCCCUGGCGGCUGUAGCUCUGGCCGAAGCUCCCCUGCCCGGCGGUAAUGGAGGCUGGGGUGGAAAUGGCGGUGGCAACGGUGGCUACAGCAACGGUGGUGGCGGUAACGGCGGCAACGGAGGAUACGGCAACGGAGGUGGGGGAAUCGGCGGCGGUAACGGCGGCGGUUCUGGACCACUGCUCCAGAAACCGACCGGUCCCCAAACGAUGGAAGGUUUGAUGGUCGACCCUCAGCUGCUGGAACAGGUGAAGAUGGUUUUGCUGCAGCACGAAACGGAAUCCGCCUCGGCCAACGGAGGCUCGAACGGUGGUGCCAGCACGUCGUACGGUCCACCGCGCAACACGGACCGCAUCGUUGGUCUGAUGCUGGAGCAGCCCGUCCAGAGCAUCCAGCUGGCCGAGUACUGGCAGGGUGAUCAGCCUCAGCAGCCACCCAGCGGUUCUUACGGACCUCCACGCCACUAGGCGGGAAGAUCUUUGGGCGAGAAAGAAGCAAAACAGUAGAAAAUUAAAAGCAGCGCAAAAAAAUUGAAAAAUAAAUAGAAAAUUUGUCACCGUUAAAAAAAAAA
Anopheles stephensi (Asian malaria mosquito) is the source of this 722-nucleotide messenger RNA. Its product is annotated as ATP-dependent RNA helicase A-like. Lineage: Eukaryota; Metazoa; Arthropoda; Insecta; Diptera; Culicidae. The coding region runs from base 121 to 618 and encodes 165 amino acids. The record is from RefSeq and is a predicted model, not a curated record. The transcript is spliced from 2 exons.